UAUUCUACCAAAUUUGUCGUUUUUUGAUUGACCUUCAAAUUUGAAAUCAUUAUUUUGGAUAAUCAGAAAAUGGGUGUAUAAUAUAUGCAAUCUUCACAUAAAUUUACAUAUAGAUAUAGCAAAUUAUAAGCCUUCAAAAAGUUGAGAUUAUAACAAUUUUCAUCAUGCAAUCCUUUUGAGUACUGAUCAAUAAUCUUAGUACUGUGGGUUCCAUUUUACAAGUAAUAUUUUCAUGCAAUAUAUUGCCUGAAGUAAUCAUCAAUCAUGUGUGAGGUAGAGACGAAACCUCCAGUAGAAACGAUAGAGUCACUAACGAAGGAAGCGGAAGUAUUGAAAAAAAAAUUAGAAGAUGAGAGGCAAAAAUUGAAUGAUAUUACUCUGGCCACAGUUGCUGAACGGCUGGAUAUCAUAAAUUAUAUGAAUAUUAAGCCCAGAAGGACUCUUAAAGGGCAUCAAGCUAAAGUAUUGUGUUCAGACUGGUCUCCAGAUAAAAGGCACAUUGUUUCUUCAUCUCAGGAUGGUAAGAUGAUUAUAUGGGAUGCUUUUACAACUAACAAAGAACACGCAAUCACUAUGCCUACUACAUGGGUGAUGGCCUGUGCAUAUGCCCCAUCUGGAAAUUUGGUAGCAUGCGGUGGACUUGACAACAAAGUAACUGUUUACCCCCUCAGUUUAGAUGAGGAUGUCAAUCUCAAAAGAAAAAAUGUAGGUACUCAUACGAGUUAUAUGAGUUGCUGCAUAUUUCCCAAUUCCGAUCAACAGAUUCUCACGGGAAGUGGAGAUUCAACAUGUGCUCUUUGGGAUGUGGAAUCUGGCCAGUUAUUACAAAGUUUUCAUGGACAUUCAGCAGAUGUUAUGUCUAUUGACUUGGCACCUUCUGAAACUGGAAAUACAUUUGUUUCUGGGAGCUGCGACAAGAUGGUUUUAAUAUGGGACAUGAGGUCCGGCCAGUGUGUUCAAUCCUUUGAAGGACAUGAGUCUGAUGUUAAUAGUGUUAAAUUUCAUCCAAGUGGGGAUGCUGUAGCUACAGGAAGUGAUGAUGCUACAUGUCGGUUGUUUGAUUUGAGAGCAGAUAAGGAAAUUGCUAUAUACAACAAAGAGAGUAUUAUUUUUGGUGUGAACUCUGUUGAUUUCUCAGUAUCAGGUCGUUUAUUAUUUGCUGGUUAUAACGAUUACACAGUUAACGUGUGGGAUACUCUGAAAUGUGUGAGGGUUUGCCUUCUGUACGGCCAUGAAAAUCGUGUAUCUUGUUUACAAGUAUCGCCAGAUGGUACAGCCUUGUCUACAGGAUCAUGGGAUUACACUCUUAGAGUUUGGGCGUAAACAGACUAAUUGUUCAAAUAAGACUCCAUGUGAAAUAACAAUACCAAAAUAGUUAAUUGUAGAAAAUGUAAUUCAAGAGGUUAAGAAACAUUAGAAAAACCAUUGUAGUCGAAAGAUUUAAUAUUUUUGUUUUGAUCAAAUCUUGCUUGAUAAAAUUUGAUGUUGAAAAUUGUAGUUCAUAAAUAAUCUUUGUUAUAUUGAAUAAUUGUUAGCUGUUCACAACUGUUAGCAAAGGUUUUGAUGCCAUAUAAUUAUACUUCUUAUCCUAAAAUGGCUUGUUCCCACUAGGAAACAAACUACUGUUUUCAAUCAAGUAUCUCUAGUCAAGCUUUUUUGUGACGUAAUGCUAUAUGCCAAAUAUAAUUCCAUAUUAAUUUAUUAGAUAAUUAGCUCGAAAUAUAUAUUACACUUACUAUUCCAGUAAUUUAGAUAUUCUUUGUUGUACAAAAUGUAAAUUUAUUAGUUAUAUAUUGUUAAAUAUUGUUUUUAUUUAAAUAUAUCAUAAAGAAGGAAA
Messenger RNA from Coccinella septempunctata (seven-spotted ladybird), 1837 nucleotides. RefSeq names its product guanine nucleotide-binding protein subunit beta-5 (gene Gbeta5). Gene Ontology annotation, molecular function: signaling receptor complex adaptor activity; protein binding. NCBI's taxonomy places the organism in Eukaryota, Metazoa, Arthropoda, Insecta, Coleoptera, Coccinellidae. The record is from RefSeq and is a predicted model, not a curated record. Bases 265 to 1323 code for a protein of 352 amino acids. Gene Ontology annotation, biological process: G protein-coupled dopamine receptor signaling pathway; G protein-coupled receptor signaling pathway. Gene Ontology annotation, cellular component: cytoplasm; heterotrimeric G-protein complex. The transcript is spliced from 9 exons.